UUUGAGUGAAUAUUAUAAGUGAAAGUGUGAGAUAUGUGAUUAUACAUAAGGUCAAAGGUCACGCCUAUUCCAGUCAAGACAAGCUACCAGUGAACACAGCGGAGUGAAUAGAUGGUUGUCCUAGUGCACAAUGACUUCCACUGUUUAACUCAUAACAUUAGCGUGAGAUAUCUGUAAUGUGAAAUCUGUCAUCAGAUAUAUUUCUUGAAUAAUGGACUCUAACCUGUAAGUAAUCAAAUUGUUACAACAGAAUGGACUGAAACCAGAAAUGUCGGUACGACAUUUAGUUAAGCAGGGGAGAAUGUGGUAUACCCCCCAUUUUUGCAUUUUGUAUAGUCCCUUUUCAUGAUUCUGUGACUUAUGUACGAUGGAGUUACAUGUUUUGGCCAAUAGAUGGCACUAUUAGACCUCUGAAUAAUGCAGUUGCAUGACGAUUAUGAGCAAAGGAAGAAGUUGUUACUGCGAGUGAAGGAAGGAAGCAGUCGCAUUCUCUAAGUGAAUGAACCAAAAACUCUUAUAUCGCUUUAACAAUGUGUGUGUGUGUGUGUGUGUGUGUGUGUGUGUGUGUGUGUGUGUGUGUGUGUGUGUGUGUGUGUGUGUGUGUGUGUGUGUGUGUGUUUACCUUGGCCCUUUCUAAAUACCUGCUUGUAAAGUUUGUUCCAAGAUGAACCCAAUCCAAUCCAGCCCAACAAGAUUCCUCAUUGAAGUGAAAUUGUUCCGCCUCGAGCAGCAAGACACCUGUACAGUGAUGUCAUGGAACAGCAGCCAAUAGGAGGUUAGUCUGAGAGGAGGGUAAACUGGUCCAACUGGUUGGUUCACAGGAUAAUUUCCUUGUUCCCGAGUCGGACGGUUUGGUGAUGCUCACUUCAUUACAGCAGUGAGAAGACCCAGGAAUGGCCUCUGCGACAUCGUGGUCUGAGGAGGACUUCUCCUGUUCCAUCUGUCUGGAUGUGUUCAACAGCCCAGUUACCACACCAUGUGGACACAACUUCUGCAGAACCUGUAUUACAGUGUUCUGGGAUGACAUGGUCCAGUACAAAUGUCCUGUCUGCAACGAGCUGUUCCACACAAGACCUGUUUAACGGGUUAAUACCUUCAUAUCAGGGAUGGUUGAUCAGUUUAGAAGUUCUGUACGAGUCAAAGAGCAGCCUUGCGUUGAACCCGGAGAAGUUCCUUGGGACGUCUGUACUGGGACCCAGCUGAAGGCAGUGAAGUCCUGCCUGGUGUGUCUUAUCUCUUACUGCCAGACCCACCUGGAGCCACAUCAGAGAGUCGCAGUCCUGAAGAAACAUCGGCUGGUCGAGCCUAUGGACCGUCUGGAAGACAGGAUGUGUAAGAAACACGACCGACUUCUGGAGCUCUUCUGCCAGACUGAACGGGUGUGUGUGUGUCAGUUCUGCACAGAGACAGAACACAAGUCCCACCCUGUUGUCCCUUUAAAGGAGGAAUAUGAAGUGAAGACGGCCCAGCUGGGGAAGAUAGAGGCUGAAGUUCAGCAGAUGAUCAAGGAGAGACAACGAAAGAUUAAAGACAUCAUAGACACGGUGGACCACAGCAAAGCAGACGCAGACAGAGAGAUAGCCGAUGGUGUGCAGGUCCUCACUGCUCUGAGGCGGUCUGUUGAAAAGUGUCUGGAUGAUCACAACAAAACGGUUCAAGAGAAACUGAAAUCCACAGAGAAAGAAGCUAAAGGCCUCAUCAAAGAGCUGCAGCAGGAAAUAAAAGAUCUGGGGUCUCAUUUAUAACCGUUGCAGACGCACAAAACGGGGCUGAAAGUUGCGUACGUGACUUUUCACGCCAAGGUUGUGAUCUAUAAAAAAACAACUUGACGGGAAAAUGUGCGCAGCCCUAAGCAAACUCUGACCCAUGCGUACGCAUGGUUUGGAGGAAAAGGAGAAUUGGCGACACAGACGCCAGGUGGUGAACUGAAGUCAGACCGAAGAAUUGCAGAGUGAGAAGAACGAUUAUGUUUUAUCAUCGCCCUUCAUCAAUUUAAUUUCAACCCGUAUCAUGCGUUAAAUCCUAAUCAGAAUAAUUUAAAUCCACUGCGUUAUUUCUCAGUUAUAACUCCAGAAAUAUCUCCUUAGAAUAGAAAUAAAAAGAAAUUAUCUAUAUUUAAUCCCGUCACUCCAUACUGUCCACUGACGGCGCGACUGCAUGGAAUAAAGCAUCUGUCCAACAUGUGUCAAUAACUUAAUAUUUUUAUGUGACACUGUAAACACAUGAUCAAAUGUCAAUUAAAUCCCAAGUGUGAAAAACCAAGCCACACUCAUCACAAUCGUUGUCCGUUACUCUUGAUGCUUUUCAUGACAAAUCAGGCAUUAAAAAGGGGUUAUGUUCAAGAACAUUUUACGUGGGUAAUUACAAACUGAUUAUCCAAGGCGUUCUCGUCAGUCUUAUUACCGUAACCCUAUAAAUACAGAGGUGAACGCCGUGGUAAUGCUGCACCAUAUGGCACUUCUGGCGGACCAUGCAGGAUUCGGAGGGAGAGGGUAUUUAGGGACCAUAACGAUUUAUUGGUAGGCUACAUAAAAAUAUGUAACUCUAUGUCAGACCACUUCUUUUUUAAUUCUGGGACUGUGCGCUCCGUGCUACUGACAGAGUUCACUGCUGCAGCAACAUGUUGCCACUCACUCUGCUUUUUGCUGUUGGCGAUUCCAAUCCCGUGACCGCCAAACAAAACUACCUUUCGGGCCUCCAUCUCACCCACAAGUGUCUCCACUUCAACCUCCGUGAAAUUUCGCUUUUUAGAUUUUCUCAGUACUUCUGCCAUUGUUUCCAACAAGACAUAAUACCGGCAUCUGAGUCUGUUUUAUAUGCAGAUCGCAUUCAUGAGGUCAUUUGCAUUGACCAUUUAUGGUUAAAAAGGGGCGUGUAGAGGGUGGAACGUGAAGCUGAUUCAGCUGCGCACAAUUAUAGUCAGUAUGUGAUUUAUAAAGCAAAGAUUGCGUACAGGUGUGCGUACGCAGUGUUUUAUAAAUCCGAAUAUUUUUUGGCGCACGCAAAACUUGGCUUCUGGGCGUACGCACAUUUUUAGUAACGAUCCCACGCACAGUUUUAUAAAUGAGACCCCUGACCAAUAGAAGCUCAGAGGUGAAGCAGUUCAUCCAAACUGAAGACCACCUCCACCUCCUCCAGACCUUCAGAUCCCUGAAGGAUCCUCCACCCACCAGGGACUGGACCACGGUGGAGGUCCGUCCUCCAUCAUACGUAGGGACCUUGAGGAGAGCCCUGGAUCAGCUGGAGGAGACACUGAACAUGGAGAUGAAGAAGGUGCCUGACCUGAGAUCAGCUCUACACAAGUGUAAGUGUCUGUUUGAUUUGAUUUAGGGCUGUCAAAUACAUAUUUAAAAAUAUUCGUCAAAUAUAAAGAAAUAUUUUACAUCCAAACUAAAUUAAAGAUGUCAGAUGUUUUCCCCUUAAGAUAUGAGUGCCACCGUGUAAAAUAAGGUUGAGAAAUAACCUUACAUUAAAAAAUGUAAUGCAAAAAAACACAUAGCAUGCGUUCACACUCACAUCCAUAUGGCCCGUCGGCCUCCUGGGGAACGGGACUCGGCUACAGCGGUCCGUUCUGGGAGCGUAUCUCGGUCCGGUCCUCGGUCCUACACUGGACCCACAUGUGUCUCAUUAGCCCGUCUCCGCCUCCAUUUAUAUACCGCUCACCUGCGUCUGACCGGCCUCCCUCGCGGGUGUUUCCUCUGAGGCAAUGCGCCAAUGCGGUCCCCGGCGCCCUCUGGGUGAGAAGGGUGGUAGACCCCCUACACCACCGGUCCCCUGGGCUUCAGGGCCGCUGUGUCGGGGCCGGGUUACCACAAUGUGUUCAAAACAUUGUUGUAUUAUAUUCAUAACAUUGUUGUUAAUACAUUCAUAGCAUUGUUGUUAAUACAUUCAUAAUAUUGUUGUUAAUGUGUUCAUAACGUUAUUGUUGAGGUGUGUGUAUCAAUGUAUGUGUACAUAUGUAUAUGUAUGUAUGUGUUCAUAUCUAUGUAUAUGUACACAGAGCGCAGGAGAACAAUACUAGUGAUGAUGAUGAUGAGGAUGAAGAGCGGUUCAGCAGCUCAUCAUGUCUGGUUCUCCCUCACAUGCCUGUGACCUCACACUGGACCCCAACACGGCCCACAGAGACCUCUCUCUGUCUGAGGACAACAGGAAGGUGACGUGGGGUGGAGAGGUCCAGGGGCCUCAUGUACUAAGGUUGCGUACGCACAAAAACGUGGCGUACGUCCUUUUCCACGCUGACGUUCAGAUGUACAAAACGUGAAAUGACCGUAAAAAUGUGCGGUCCCCACGCCAGCUCCAGAGCUGUCGUACGCACGUUUCUACAGCUAUUGUUCCUUUGGCGACACUUAGAGGUGACGCUGGGAAACUGGGAAAAAAGGUGAAAACCAUGACUCAUCAGAGUGAUUUGCACAUCAGAGACACACUAAUGAACGAUUAACACACCUCGCAAUUAUAUGGGUGGCUAUAAAAGCAUGCGCAAUGGAUGAAGAAAAUUGUUUUAAAAAUGGCUGCGUUAGCGUUGUUAGAGGACAUCGCAAAUGGUCAAAUCCGAAGGGAACGUAUAUUUAGGGAACGCGAGGACUUACUCGCAAAUGAUGAUGAUUAGCUCAUGAGCCGAUUUCGUUUCCCCAGGCCAGUAUUACUGGAGCUGUGCGCAGAGCUGCGGCCGGCCCUAGAGCGCCACACAGCCAGGAGCCAGGGGUUGUCCGUGCCCACACAGGUGCUGACCACGCUGGGGUUCCUGGCAACAGGGGCCUUCCAGCGGGAGCUGGCCGAUCGGUCAGGAGUGUGCCAGUCCACCCUGAGCCGAGCCAUGCCAGCUGUGUGGGACGGAAUCAUCAUAUGAGAUUAAUAUGAGUCCAGACCGGCCUCAUAUGCAUUAAUGCAUUAAUAUGAGAUAAUUAAUGCGUUCAAAGCCGAGCCACGCCGCCUUGCCCUGUGAAUUCAGUUGCAGCACAAAUAUAGCAGCAAAUACGUUACAUUCUUAACCCAGCAGCGGUGUUGUUCAGAUACUGAUUAAAUGGGUUUGUUAACCAUGUUUGUUAACCAUAAUAGUAUGGCUCCAUGAGUAUGCGCACACGUUCUAUGUGUUCUUCAUCUCUGGGCACUGCGUCCCUUUAUGUUUUGCAGCGGUUGCAUUUGUUCUCUGUUAAAACACAUGGUUAAUGUAUUAUUUUGGAGUUAAUAAAUUUGGAAAAAAAAACAGGAACACCACUAGUUUCUGGCUACGCCACUGGUGUCACCGAUCAAAGCGGCCACUCUCAAAUCGAAGGGGGAGAGUUCCCCCACUCCCGUCCCCCCACCUGUUGCGGUCACGCUUCGGCGGUGGGCAGAAACCCUCCGCUUCACCUCCACCUUGAGGUCUGACCACUUUUUUUUAAUUUCAGAGUGUGUGCGCUGCUGAGACCCCACUGCAUUGACGGCCUCGCAAACACACUCCCACUCACUUCUCUUUUGUUUUGCAUGUAUCCCUGUUGACAGGGUUCCAAUAGCAUAUGCUUGCGCAUUUCUACCUCGUGGAGCAAAAUCUCGAGCUCAGACUCCGUGAAGUUUCGUUUUUUGCCUCUGUUCAUGGUGCCAGGUGAUCGGAUUAAGAGGUGAAUCUCAGGUCCAGAGGCCUAUUUAAAUGAAAUUGCAUAUUUAAAUGAGGGCGUGGACAGGGAGGAGUUUGGAACCUCGGCAUGUGCGCUCAAUUCCACGUUGAUCGAGAUGUACAAAAGAAACGUGCUUGGAUCCAUGCGUUCGCACACUUUGAUACAUCUGAAUUUAUUUGUGCGUAAGACAGUUUCUGGGUUUUGGCGUACGCCAAGUUUCAGUAUGAAAUCCACGCAAGUCUUAGUACAUGAGGCCCCAGGUCCUCAGCCUCUCUGUGUCGGUUGUAGAGAGAGUGGGGGGAGCAGGAGCCUCCCAGUCCUCCCAGUCGGGGGGCCGUUCUCGUCUCCCUCGGCCGGAGUCGGUCCUCUGACUCCGCCCCUCAGUUGUAGAAAAAUGGGUAAAAAAGGUAAAGAAAAGUCGUAAAAAAGAAAAGU
Gadus chalcogrammus (walleye pollock) is the source of this 6029-nucleotide messenger RNA. RefSeq names its product tripartite motif-containing protein 29-like. Gene Ontology annotation, molecular function: zinc ion binding. The transcript is spliced from 2 exons. Lineage: Eukaryota; Metazoa; Chordata; Actinopteri; Gadiformes; Gadidae. The record is from RefSeq and is a predicted model, not a curated record. The coding region runs from base 1107 to 1745 and encodes 212 amino acids.